Messenger RNA from Myotis myotis, 717 nucleotides. It is a transcript of the gene HDGFL1, whose product is annotated as HDGF like 1. Gene Ontology annotation, molecular function: transcription coregulator activity; double-stranded DNA binding. The record is from RefSeq and is a predicted model, not a curated record. NCBI's taxonomy places the organism in Eukaryota, Metazoa, Chordata, Mammalia, Chiroptera, Vespertilionidae. The transcript has a single exon. Bases 1 to 717 code for a protein of 238 amino acids. Gene Ontology annotation, cellular component: nucleus. Gene Ontology annotation, biological process: regulation of transcription by RNA polymerase II.
AUGUCGGAUUACUGCUCUCCCAAAUACCAGAGCGGGGACUUGGUGUUCGCCAAACUCAAGGGCUACGCGCACUGGCCCGCCAGGGUAGAGCACAUGGCCGAACACAACCGCUAUCAAGUGUUCUUCUUCGGGACCCACGAGACGGCCCUCCUGGGCCCCAAACACCUCUUCCCGUACGCCGAGUGCAAGGAGAAGUUCGGUAAGCCCAACAAGAGGAGGGGCUUCAGCGAGGGGCUGUGGGAGAUCGAGAACAACCCCACCAUCCAGGCCUGCGACGACCAGGGCCCCCUCGAGAAGAGCAGCGCCGAGGGGCCUCCGCCCAACGCCUCCGAGGCCGGUGAGACCCAGAAGGGCGGCCCCCGCGGCGGCGAUGAGAAUGGGGAGCUGUGUGUCGAAGAGCCAGCCCGGAAGCGGGAGGAGAUGGGGCCGUGGAAGCGGGAGGAGUUGGGGCCCCUGAAGCGGAGCGCCGAGGACCUGCUGGAGGACGUCCUCAAACGCCCCAAGGAGGCCGAUCUGGAAGGCGAGGAGGCGGCGGCCCAGGGGGCGGAGGCGGAAGCGGAAGCUGCCUGCGCGGCUGCGAGGCCCGUUUUGGUGGAGUCGUUGGAGCAGGGCCCCGCCUGGGGGCCGCCGCAGGAAGAAGGGGAGCUGCAGGAAGAGGCUGCCGAGGUGGGAGGGGAGGCUGAGGUCCCGGGUGAUGGAGACCACGAGAGCCUGUAG